This is a messenger RNA of Cyphellophora attinorum, 1110 nucleotides long. Its product is annotated as AB hydrolase superfamily protein B1A11.02. Gene Ontology annotation, molecular function: hydrolase activity. Lineage: Eukaryota; Fungi; Ascomycota; Eurotiomycetes; Chaetothyriales; Cyphellophoraceae. The transcript has 2 exons. The record is from RefSeq and is a predicted model, not a curated record. Bases 1 to 1110 code for a protein of 369 amino acids.
AUGACUUACGACUACACCUUGGAAGAGCUCAGGUCACUCGGCACAAGAUCACAAGCCCUCCAGGAUUCGCUCAAGCGCAACCCAGGUCCAGUGGCUCUAAAGGAGAUACAACACGACGUCCCGUUGUCGCGCACCGAGCGAAUCGCCUAUCUGGAUACACAGCGAGGGAAGUACCCUAUCCCAGGUCCGAUCCCAGAUGUAGUUCACGAAAAGGAUGUCUACAUAGACUAUGAAGACACUAAGAUACAGGUGCGAGUCUAUUCGCCCACCGGACAGGUCAGCAAUGCAGCUACGGGAUGCUUUCCAGUGAUUGUUCUCAUGCACGAGGGCGGCUUCAUACUCGGAGACAUAAGCGACGAGCAACACAAUGCCCGUCUCUUCGUCUCCUCCUUCGACUGUAUCGUCCUCAAUGUCGAGUACAUGUUGGCCCCCGAGAAUGCCUUCCCUAAUGCGCAUCUGUCGUGCUAUCGCGUCAUCGAGGCAGUCUGCGGGGCACCAGAAUACUUCCAUCCGCUGGCCGACCCAGCGCUGGGCCUCAUCCUUGGUGGCUCAAGCGCAGGAGGCAACCUUUCGCUCAUUCUCGCUCAUCACGCUCGUCAGCAGGGUCUUCGGAGUCCUGUGACAGGUGUCUGGCUCGGUGUACCGUUUGUAUUUCCCCAGGAAAAGGUUCCGUCGAAGUACAAGUCCUUGUACCACAGUGGUAGCACGAGAGACGACCCGAUAAUCGAUCCUGGUGAGAACGAGGCGGGUUUCAAAGGCAUGCUAGCAGCAAGCCAGAUCAAGGACUUGGACUCACCACUGCUAAGUCCUUUCUCCUCCAAGUUAUAUCCGCCAACGAAAGAAAACAAUGGUGAGCAUCUUGCGCCUUUAGCGAAGGCAUUUAUCCAGGCAGCCGGAGUGGAUCCUCUACGCGAUCACGCCAUCAUCUAUGCCAAAGCACUCGAAGAAGACUGGAAAGCCGAGGUCGAGCUCAUCGUGUAUGGCGGGUAUGGACAUAUGUUCUGGACCAACUGGCCGCUUCUGGACGAGAGCAAGAAGUUCUGGAGAGACAGUGUUCGCGGCAUGGGAUGGCUGCUUGGGCAGGAAGCCAAGAGCUCAGCAAGCUUCUGA